AUUUACUUUUUCGCUGAAAGUGAAUUGUACCAGUGAACAAGUUUUCAUUCUCAUUUCUACUCCUUGCCUUAAAAGAUAAAAAAAAUGCAAUCACCCAAGGAAUCGCCGACGGAUCAGAAUUUACCAGCUGUAGUUGAACUUAAUGUAGGCGGUCAGCUUUAUACGACUUCUCUUCCGACGCUCUUGAAAGAUCCUGACUCGCUUUUAAGCGCGAUGUUUAGCGGCAAGCAUAAAAUCCCUCGAGAUUCACGCGGUCGGUUCUUCAUCGACCGCGACGGAAUGCUUUUCCGCUACAUUCUGGAUUAUCUUCGUAAUUCCAAGCUCGCCUUACCGGAAAACUUUAACGAGAGGGAGCGCUUGCUCGUGGAAGCGGAAUAUUUUCGACUGAAGGGCAUAAUCAAGGCUUUGCAGCGAGAGAAAACAGGCAGUGAUAGUAGAAAUAUUCGACCAUCUGGUUUUCUAUCUAUUGGUGUGCGCGGGACAUACGCCUUUGGACGCGACGGUCUAGCUGAUGUUAAAUUUCGAAAGCUCCAACGUAUCCUGGUUUGUGGUAAUGUCGCCUUAGCACGGGAAGUAUUUGGUGAGUCGCUGAACGAAACGCGAGACCCUGACCGGGACGAAGCACGCUAUACCAACCGUUUCUACCUGAAGCACAACUAUCUGGAAAAAGCUUUCGAUCAACUGCACGAUAGAGGGUUCAAGCUUAUCACAAGUUCGGCCGGCGGAGCGGGGUAUGAUCCUGAAAGCGAAGAGACAAAAUGGAACCACUUUAACGAUUAUGUGUUCUUCAGACUGUAAUUAUUCAUUGCUAGUAUUUGUACUUUUUACGACCGAGGUUGAUCGUCAGACGAUACCUUCAUCCAGCCAUCAGUGGUUUCAAGGCAUCGAACGAUACUGAAGUAAAAAAUAAUCUCUGUACUCUUCUUUUAAACCGGGAUAUUUCAUACAGACAAUAUUUCCCGAUUGUUUACCGAAGUACAAGUUAUACUUUCUAUUUUUAUGAAAAGUGAAAAAGUUAUUAUUAUUAUUUUUUUUUUUUGUUCAGAGGCUCGUUGAAGAGGUUGCAACGCCCCUAUGAGAGGUAUCAUCGCCCUUCUACUUAAAAAAAAGAAAAAGUUAUCUCUUGUUUUUAGUUCAUACUGCAUUGCUGCAAUUUUCAAGUGUUAUAAUACCGGAAUGCACUAAGAAAACAUUACUAGGACCAGCUAGGGAACUUGAUUAAUUAUUGCUCGUUAGUUGGGACAAAAAAUUUUCUUCAUUCGUAUUUCGGUUGAGUUCAUCAGUUCUUGAUUUGAAGGUGAAAGUUUUGUCGAGUUUAAUCGAUUAAAAAUAAAUCGAGUUGUUUAAAAGGGGAACAUUAAGGAUCCAUCAAGCAAAGUCACGUUGCGUAAAUUAGAUAUCUAAGUUUACCUUUUCCUCAAAGGCAAACGAAGUCAAACGGGUAAAAUAAACAAAUGCACAAUAGGCGUGAAGAUUUUGGCCAAACGUUAGAAAGAGCAGUAUUGUUUUGGCUUGGGAUUUAUUUAGCAAAGUUUACGCUCUGAGUAUUCUUACGUAUAUUUUGCUGCUUUUUAACACAAAACGCGCGAACGUCAUAAAGGUAUUUGUCAUAUUUCGCAACUGGUAAAUUCAAAACUGAAACAAAUGUUUUUUUAACAUGCACGUAAAGUGGGAACGAACUGAAAUUGAAUUUAAAAGCUUAAUUAGGAUUGGAACUAGUAGAUGUGUCAAAGGAAAUGCCAUGUUCGAAACCCAUGUACAGAAUUAUGAUCGAGCAAUGAAAAUAAAUUCUUCUAAUUGAUCCAUGAUAUGUUAAUGUAUAUUCGACAAGUAUUUGUAAAUUGUGAAAUGAGGAAUUAAAAACAGUCACAGACCGCCAGGGUCCUAACUAA
Molecule: messenger RNA, 1892 nt
Organism: Stylophora pistillata
Lineage: Eukaryota; Metazoa; Cnidaria; Anthozoa; Scleractinia; Pocilloporidae
Product: BTB/POZ domain-containing protein KCTD8
Biological process (GO): protein homooligomerization
Molecular function (GO): protein binding
Source: RefSeq, a predicted model, not a curated record